AUGACUACACUAGUAUUUGGUACUGGUGUUGGAACCUUCAUUCUCCUGGCGGUUUGGUCAGCUGCAUUGCUUCUGUGUUUCAUCUCUUUAAGGACAAAUCGCAACGUUGGUCCGGUGGCCGUCCUUGCUGCUGUACUGGUAAUGGUAGUUCUUCUUCUGAUUCCCAGAGGACCGGAGGCACCAAUAUCUACUGAGCACAAGAUAUACGACAACCUCUUCAUUUGGCGAGUACUUCUAGCAGGUUUCCUGGGACUUUCUACCUUUGCGAGUGUUGUAGCAUUCAUCACACUGGUGCUUAUGGAACCAAAGCAAGGACAGAGGAUCAAGAGUUUGGAAUUGUAA
Molecule: messenger RNA, 342 nt
Organism: Macrosteles quadrilineatus (aster leafhopper)
Lineage: Eukaryota; Metazoa; Arthropoda; Insecta; Hemiptera; Cicadellidae
Product: transmembrane protein 218-like
Exons: 2
Coding region: 1-342 (113 amino acids)
Source: RefSeq, a predicted model, not a curated record